AUGCCACAUGCCACCUGCUACAUGCUGUAUUGCUUGUGCCUCUGCCUGCUGCUGCCUCUGCUCGGCCACGCCUAUCCCGCCACAAGCAGCACAGCGGCGGACAAAUCGUUGUCGCUGGAGGACAUCGAUCUGGACAAUGAGCAGGGCGAGAGCGUGAAGGACUCACAGAUAGCCAAACGCUCCGGCAGCUUCGACUAUGUGGCGCACCUGAAGUCCGGCCUGCUGAGCAGCAUUGGCGGUGCCUCUGCUUCCAUAGCCUCGGGCAGCUCAGGCAGCAGCAGCGGCGGCGGCGGUGGAGAAACCCAUCAUCAUGACGUGGUGGUGCAUGGCAACUCGGUGGACUAUGAUCCGUGGUCGUUCAAGAAGUCCGUGCUGAACACCAUCUUCCAGGCCGUCAAGGCCAUUACCGGUGGCGUUACCGCUCUCAAGGGUCAGCUGAUCAAGGGCAGCGGCUAUGCGUUGAGCGCUGGUGGCAAUCUGGUGGCCGCUUCCGGUGACAAGGUCACCGACGUGGGCAAGUCCAUCAUCAACUCGGCGCACAUCAACUCGCACACGUACGCCACGAGCCACUCGAGCGGCGGCGGCAGCGGGUUCAUCCAUCCAUUUGCCAAGCUGAGCUCGCUGUCGGGCGCCUCCUCCGGCGGCAGCAGCGGCAGCAGCAGCAGCGGCAACAAGCACUCCUCAUCGGCGCCAGGUCCCGUGAUCCAUCAUGAGACCAUAACCACAUACGAGAUACCAACGGGUCACUCCAACUACGGUCCACCAUCGAAGCCGCCAACCUUUAGCAGCGCCACACAUCAGUAUCUGCCGCCGGGCGGCUCCAACUAUGGGGGCGGCGGUGGCAGCGCCGGUGCGCCGUUCACCAUUGGCCACGCGGCCUUCGAGGCACCGCAGAGCAACUAUCUGCCCUCCGCCUAUGGACAAGAUGUGACCACAGCCGGCACAGACGACUUCAACAUCUAUGGACGCCACAAGAAGCUCUCGGACGAGGAGGCGCGCAGAGCAGCGCUGCAGCUGCAGGAGAUUUUGAGCAUGCUGCCCAAUGGCAAGACGGAAUACACGGCAUCCAAGACGGUGGCGCUGAACACGAAUAGCGGAUCCGAUGGCUCCAAUGUGGAGCAGGCCGAUCUGUACAACAGUUAUGGUGUGCCGCUACCCAAUAAUCUGGGCCCAUUGGAGUCUCUCUCCCACACAGAGUCCAUAACGGCGGCCUAUGGCCCUACCAGUCAGGGACCCGCCGACAUUUACCACCAAAUGGCCAAGCGGCCGCAGACAGCGGAGGAGGCGUACAUACAGAAGCAUCCGAAUGAGGGCUACGAUUAUACGCCGGCAGCCGCUGGACCACCGCCACCGCCAGCGCCAGCGCCCAGCAACAACGAGUACAAAGUGGACAAUUAUCAUGCGAGCAAGAGCAAUGCGCUCAAAGAUCUGUCGCCUAUCAUCGCCGCCCUGGAGGUGGCCAAGCGCAAGGGCCCCAACGCCAGCAAUAGCAACGCGCCCGUCACCUACUCCAUUGAGAAGCAGGUGCACAAGCAGGUGGCUCCCUUCCAGUAUUUGCCGCCAGUGGUGCAGAAAACCAAAUACACGUACAGUGCACCGCCGCCGCCCAGGCCUGCCUACAGCGGUGGCUACAAAGUGCGACGCCAUGUGGCCGCCCGGCGACCGGCCUUGUCCCGGGCGCAGGACUACGAUAUACAGGAUCCACUCAUGUUCAAUCGCCUGCUGGAGGUGUAGGCAUAGGCGUGUACCCGCUCUACACACUAUAGCUAUAUAGAUCACUAAGUCAUAUGCAGCAUUUAUCGAUAGUUUCGUCUUAACCUAAUUUAUUCAUGUUAUCUACAUCAAUGUAGUCGACAUGCAUAUAUCUAUAUAUACAAACAUACAUAUAUAUAGAUAUGUGUAUAUGUAUAUUUAUGUGAAACUCGCAGCUUCUAAAGCAAUAAACGAGUUUGAAACCAAAGCACACGGCAUGCGCAUCUGUGGCACACUCAAUUUGCACUGCUUUCAUGUAAAUCCCAACACCACUGCACCACCAACACUGCCAUUUACCACAGCACCCACUCCUUCCUGAAAUCUGCCCACCCAUAAACCACCUGGAUGCUGGCUAUCGCAGCUAUUCAACUCUAGCAAAACACAUCUC
Molecule: messenger RNA, 2140 nt
Organism: Drosophila navojoa
Lineage: Eukaryota; Metazoa; Arthropoda; Insecta; Diptera; Drosophilidae
Source: RefSeq, a predicted model, not a curated record